CGCCGCAGAGGGCGCCCCGGGGCCGCGCGGGCGCGGGACGAGCCGGACAGCUCGGCUCCUGGGGACGCCCGGGACGGCGGAAACCCGGACGGACCCUUCGUCUCCGCGUCGCUUUCAGUCCCCGCGCGCGACCCGAACUCCUCCGGAGCGGCGCGACCCACGCAGAACUGGAAAUACGGGAAAACCUCAGAAAUGAGGACCGCGUGCGACGAACCCGGGAGGGCGCAGACCGGGGAGAAACUCAAGGCAAAAACGGGGACGUUUUUAAAAGUAAAGAAGAUGCGAACAAACAGAUAAAAACGGCGCGUGAAUGAAUGGCGAGUGCUGCGGACAGGCCAAGGAUGUCCAAAACGCACGCGCUGAGGAAGACCAAGGGCACAGGAAAAAUGCUAAGAGCUACAGAUCUCAGGAGAUUAAAUUUUUUUUCCUUAAAACUGGGUAUUAUCAGAGCAAACAAAAAAUACGGAUCCUGUGUACCAAACACCAAAACAUACUGUGGUAAAAUGAUUGGGUUUUAAAGAGAAAAGUCUUUAGGGCCCGUAGCAAAGCAAGCACACAACUUCCCAUGGUAGGAGCCUCCCCAGCACGGGGCUGCGGUCCUGGAUCCCAUUUCCGGCCGCGGGCCCAGCGAGCAGUGGCCGACUCCCGGUCUGGGCAAGAGAAUGGACCCGAAGAACCGGGACAUCUCGGACCAGAGAGCACAGACGCUCUCAAAGACCACGGUACAUGGGGCGGGCGCGCUCCUCAGAGGAGCAAGCGACUCUUCAUCUCGGGGUUGUGGGGUCCAGCCCUGCGCUGGGUGUAGAGAUUACUUAAAAAUAAAACCUUAAAAAAAAAGUACUUGGAACUGACCCAAAGAAGCUCCCAUUAGCCAAGAGAAUAUCAUUUGACCUUAAAAAGAAAAAAAAAAAGACUUGCAGUAAGUUGCAGCCCAUCUUCUGAAGAUGGCCUGGAACCUGCUCGUCAUCCUCAAAACUGGGAUCAAGCCUUGUUCCUGCCCGUCUCCUACGAACACCGCCUGGGGGUAAGUGUUCCAGCUCGCAAGGGAAACCAAACGGUAGAAAAACCAUUUUGCAUCCUCCAGUGACAUGAGUGCUGGUGACAGCUGGCAUCAAAGUCGGCAGAGGUCCAGGCACAGCAUCACAGCACAACCCCCCCCCCCCCCCAUCAAGGGCACUUGACACCAGCGCUGGUCCUGCCAACGGACUAGAUCCUGAGCACAAUCGGGCCUCCGGGUCCUGCUGCUGAUCAGCCAGAAAUGCAGGGUCUGAAGACGGGUGCUGAAGUUUACCCUGAGGACGCCUGGCAGACCACAGAGCCCCAUUCUGCAAGGAGGGGCAGAGCUGAGCAAAGCAGCAGACCAGGUAAUCCAAGUUUGGAAAAUGUCAAGCCUCAAGGUUAGUGCAGGAAGAGGCCCCUCUGGACGAUGAAACCAUAAGGAAUGAAGGAAGUCGGCCUGCUGGUUCUGCAGUGAGCGGAGGGGCUUGGACUAGCUGAGGACCCGCCGGCUGGUGGGGAUCGGGCCGUCUGCUCCAUAAUCAUGCACAAAGCUAUGUUUUGGGGGGAACAUUUUUAACAGCUUCUGCCGGCCACCCCCCUCGUCCGUGUCCCCCUCGGUCCUGGAGGCCCUGACACUCUCCACUGCCAUGAAGUGUGCCCCCCGCGACGGCUGCUCCCUGCUCCUGCGCGUGCAGGCCUCCCUCGUGCUGCAUGAGAGCCUGCGGGGCCUGGAGGCCUGCUCCGUGAAUCUGGACACCCAGGAGACUCAGUGUCAGAGCGUGCGGGUCUCUAGAGCCUCCCGCCGCCGGCAGGUAGGGUGGCAGCUGCAGGUGCAUUUUGAUUGCUUCGAAGUGAGCGUGGCUCAGAGCCUCUACGUCACCCUGAGGACCGUCCCCCACUUCUGCGGGGUCCAGCUGGACCAGCAGUACCAUGUGGAAGACUGCAGACACGAGGACGUGGGGAGGAACAUGCCCGUGUGCUUUGCCGGGAAGUUCUCCUACUGGGCGGACCGCAGCCGGAAGGUCAUUCUGGUCCAGGUGCCCGAGGUCCCCGGGGCCCCCGACUACUACGUGCGGCUCUGCCUGAAGUGGUUCACUUGCAACGAUGUGGGUGUCCCCGUGCGGGUGACAGGGAACCGGAUGUCCCGCACCGUCUCUCUGCCCUACAGCCAGGAGCUGCCGUGCCUGUGCCUCGAGGGCUGGUUUGCGACCCCUGACGCCGUGCGGAUGCAGGCCUGUCCCUUCGAAGACGAGACGGAGGCCCUGUGGGAUGCUAUCCGCUACCACCCGGGGGACCGGGCACUGAGCUGGGAGCCCGCAUGUCCCGUGAGCGGCCACGUGAGCCUGUGCUGGCGCCCGGGGCCAGGGGCCCUCUGCCACAACCUGGAGCACUCGGGCCGGCCGGCGCACGGCAGGGUGCAGUAUCCGCUGGUGGACACACAGCCCCGGCUCUGCCUGAAGUUCUCCACCAGCCGCGGCUCCUGGGUGCGAUGCCCUUUCCAAGAGGGACACUUCCAAGCCUGGAAGAUGACCGUCCAGCCAGCCGCCUCUCGGGGCCACCUCCGGGUCACCUUCUUCUCGCCCAGUGCCGCCCAUUUCCAGGUGCACCUAUGUCACCAAAGGAAGACGUGGCCGCCUGCCUGCCGCCCAGGGCCCCGGGCCACGACCCUCGCCCCAGCCUCAGUGAGCCGGAGUGACUUCGUGACUGACCUUGCAGUGGCCUUUGUGGACAUUCCCACGGAAGAGGCUUGUGUCCCCAACACCUGCAUCCAGGGCUGGAGGACUGACGUGACUUUCUCCGCCCCCCACCAGCUAUGUGACCUACAUUGCACCAGCACCCAGGGGACAGAGGACUGAGGCCACGAGCCUCAUCAGGCGCCAGCACGUGCCCCGGCUGAAUACAGGGGCUCAGCGGAGGCCAGCCCCCACCCGAGCUCCCAGGCCUCUGGCAGAGAAAGCCAGACGUCAGGACUUGGAGGUGGCUUGCGGGAGCCCAGGCUGUGGCGCCAGCCACCUUCUCGGUCCCCAGAGGCCCGCAGCUCCCUGGGGGCCCUCAGGCCAGGCCCGGGGCUUUGGGUCGGAUGAAGGACUUCCAGCCCCUUCCUGAAGCCCCUUGCUGAAGGCCUACAGAACGGCUGGGUGGGCCGCCCUCUUCCCAGAUGGCCUGGCCUCUGACUGCCCUGUCCCUGCUUGGUGCAGCCUCCCUCGGGAUCGCCUGUGGUCGUGGCCACCAUCCCUGGCCUGAGGACCGGGGCCCGGCAGCUGCCUGAUGGCUGCCGGAGCUUUCCCAGAGCUCUGGAGAACUGAGUGGGAGCCCACAUGCUCCACAGGCCCAGGACCAGCUUCAGCUCCUGCCCUGAGCCCUCGCACACUGACCGGGGUCCCCAGCUGGGCCCCCCAAACCCCUGCACCAGCCCUCCCAGAGGUCAGGUCGUCCUCCACUCUCUGGCCCCCCGGCUCGGCCCAUCCAGGGAGGGCUCACCACUUCCCGUGGCCUUAGGAGGUCCCUGUCAGGACGGGCAGUUCUCAGAAUUGUCCCACUCGCUGAUGGCCACCGCAGGGGGACCCUUGGCCCUGCAGUGGGGUCUCCACAGCCCAGGUCAGGGUCACCCGGAAGCUGGGCUGUCAGAUGUACCCCAUAGACUCUGGUGUCGCACCCAAGGACUUCCAGGGUGAUCCCUGAGCUGCGGUCAUCUGGAGGCCGGGCAUCCUCUGCACCUGACCUCUGCGCUCCCAGGGAUGGGCGCCGCCGGCCAGCCCCAUCUCCACAGCCGGCAAAUCCAGGGCCAGGCUCCGCUGUCCCCCUGCCCUCUUCUGUCAAGGGGGCUGAUGCCCCCAGAGACCUCGGGGGUGGACCAAGCCAGUGUGCCCCCACCCUCAGUAAACACUUGUCCACUAGCUCGCCUCUUCCCUUGAGGACAGAGUUGGGGUCUGCAGGGCGAGGAAGCCCCUUGGGGGAAGUGGGUUGGUGAGGAGGGUUAGGGCUCCGGAGGGAGGCGAGGGUGGAGGCCCAGAUCGCAGAGAGAGCCUGCUGGUCCCCCACCACGUGCGAGCCCCCAGGUGGUCCCCGAGGACACCCCUGUGGCUGGAGACGCCACUACCGCACCGGCCUGCCCCAGGGCCAUGUGUGGGCGGGAGAGCCAGAGGAAGAGGGGUGC
Messenger RNA from Mustela lutreola (European mink), 4156 nucleotides. RefSeq names its product interleukin 17 receptor E like (gene IL17REL). Gene Ontology annotation, molecular function: interleukin-17 receptor activity. The record is from RefSeq and is a predicted model, not a curated record. The transcript has 15 exons. NCBI's taxonomy places the organism in Eukaryota, Metazoa, Chordata, Mammalia, Carnivora, Mustelidae. Bases 1647 to 2855 code for a protein of 402 amino acids.